Molecule: messenger RNA, 2430 nt
Organism: Pestalotiopsis fici W106-1
Lineage: Eukaryota; Fungi; Ascomycota; Sordariomycetes; Amphisphaeriales; Sporocadaceae
Exons: 5
Coding region: 1-2430 (809 amino acids)
Biological process (GO): vesicle-mediated transport
Cellular component (GO): cytosol; endocytic vesicle
Molecular function (GO): ubiquitin binding; guanyl-nucleotide exchange factor activity; small GTPase binding
Source: RefSeq, a predicted model, not a curated record
AUGCCUCCAGAAUCGCCGGACGUCCCCAUCGAGUCCCAGCGUGACUCUGCUGCUCCUACUGCACCUAUUCAAAAGCAACCUGAUCAUGCCACCAGCAUGAGCGAACCCACGGCAAAGCAGCCCGAAGCCAUCGUGCCGACCAAAAGCGAAGCGACUACAGCAACGACCACUACCGAGGCGGAUGGGCAACCCCUUUACCACUUCCAGUCUGUAGCUCAGGAUGAAUUGAAGGAGGCUGUCUCGCGGGCAGAGGAUCCCGCCCCAGAGAAUGCAAAGGCCCUGUCGUCUGGAGACUUGGUUGGUCUCGAGACCAUAGCCGCAGAAGAGGCAGAAGAAAAGAAGCCCGAGCCGCCUGCCAAAGAUGAUCCGGCAGAUAAAGGGAAGGGCCGCGAGAUUGCCACUCAGCUGACAGAUGAGAGACUGGAGGAUUCAGUCGCCACGUUGAAGCCACGGAAGCCUCAGUACCUGACGAUCGAAACGCCUGCUUUUGUUGAUCCUACACCGCCAACUCCAUCCGCCUCACAACCGCCGUCCAGAUCAAGCUCGGCCAGAUCCAAGGGCCAUGGCCCCGAGCCGUCCCCAACUCGUUCCGACGUUGCCUAUGACGAUCGGAGAUAUGCCAGCGAGGAUGAGCAGGAGGGCAAUUCUAGGUCGGAGAUUCAGAGCAUCAUGGAGCAAUUCCCAGAGGAAGGAGGCGGUCCAGACGUGGAGGAAGUCAUGAGCCCACGACUAGAGAUUGCCUCCCCAUUCUUUGGAAAUCCUUCGCCACAACACCCGCCCCGAAAAUCAAGCCUGGAACCGCUCGGUUCUGGUUUCGUACAACAAAUCCAGGAGAUGCAAGGCUUGCGGAUCUCCACGUCUUCCCCAACCAGCAUGAAAUCGAAACCGAAAGAGCGCGACAGUGAUGAUCAGGGACCCCCCGUCCCACCCAAGGAUAGUGUGGACGAGACAGCUUCCGGCGAACCUCAGUCGCCUGCAGCAACUAUGCACAGGCCGCCACCUCCCGAGCCCGAACCCGAGCCUGCCCUUCCUUUUGAUUUCCACCGGUUUCUUGAACAACUGAAGAACAAGAAGGCUGACCCUGUCGCGAGAUAUUUAAAGUCCUUUUUGCAGGAGUUUGCCAAACGACAGUGGAUGGUCCAUGAGCAGGUCAAGAUCAUUAGCGAUUUCUUGGCCUUUAUUGCCAACAAGAUGGCUCAGUGUGAGGUUUGGAGAGAAGUAUCAGAUGCUGAGUUUGACAAUGCACGUGAGGGCAUGGAGAAGCUUGUAAUGAACAGACUAUACACUCAGACGUUCUCUCCAGCUAUACCACCACCACAGCCAAUCCCGGGUUCCAAGUCUAGAAGGCGUGGCGACAAGGUCAUGGGACCGGGUCGCAGAGGCCAGCACCAGGAAGACGUGGAACGCGACGAGAUUCUUACGCAAAAGAUUAAUAUUUAUGGCUGGGUACGAGAGGAACACCUCGAUAUCCCUCCCACGAGUGAUAGCGGCAAGCGUUUUCUUACACUUGCACAACAAGAACUCCUCAAGAUACGGUCUUACAGAGCACCUAGAGACAAGAUCAUUUGUGUUCUCAAUUGCUGCAAAGUCAUCUUUGGCCUACUCAAAAAUGCGAAAUCGGACUCUUCCGCCGAUUCCUUCAUGCCUCUAUUGAUUUAUGUCGUCCUUCAAAGCAACCCUGAUCAUCUCGUCUCUAAUGUGCAGUAUAUACUGCGGUUUAGAAACCAGGAAAAGCUGGGCGGCGAAGCUGGCUACUAUCUAUCAUCACUCAUGGGUGCUAUACAAUUCAUUGAAAACAUGGACCGUACUUCGCUCACAAUUACUGAUGAGGAUUUCGAGAAACAUGUAGAGAAUGCAGUAUCUGUCAUUGCCGAGAAACAUCGCCAUGCCGAAACAUCACCCCGGCAGGAGCAUUAUUCUGAAAAGACUGGCCUGCACUCUCCCGGUGAAUCAUCGUCAACUCGCCCAUCGCUGGAUGUGGACUCUACCGGCACACCACGUCGGUCGCUGUCUUCGGACCAGGGCGACGAGAAUGCUCCCAUAACUGGACUCCUUCGUUCCAUACAAAAACCUCUUUCUACUAUAGGACGCAUGUUCUCAGAUGAGCCGAGUAGCUCAGGACCAAGUCACUCGCCCGCACGAACACCACAGCCAGAUGGUACGCCGAGACUAUCGCCACGGCAUAGUUCAGAUGGUCGACCUUCGCGAGAAACCCGACAGCAGCUCUCGGCACAGGAGGCAGCCGCUAGGCAAGCAAGUGCUGAAGUUGCCGAAGCUCAACGACUUCAUAGAGCUGAGCACAAUAAUGUUGUGGAAACUCUAGCAGGCAUGUUCCCUGAUCUGGAUCGUGACAUCAUUAGUGAUGUGGUCUACCAGAAAGAGGGCAGAGUUGGUCAAGCUGUCGAUGCAUGUCUGGCCUUGAGUUCAUAA